Molecule: messenger RNA, 2805 nt
Organism: Uranotaenia lowii
Lineage: Eukaryota; Metazoa; Arthropoda; Insecta; Diptera; Culicidae
Exons: 3
Coding region: 1-2805 (934 amino acids)
Biological process (GO): DNA integration
Molecular function (GO): nucleic acid binding
Source: RefSeq, a predicted model, not a curated record
AUGAUCGAGAUCAAGGAGAAGUCGAAUCAGGUGGCAUACUACAUGUCCCAUCAUCCUGUUCAGAAACCUGACAGCACCACCACCAAGUUGAGGGUAGUCUUCGAUGCUUCUUGUCGGACAACUUCGGGGGUUUCGCUUAACGAGGCAAUUAUGCGCAUCCUGUGGAGGUUCUCACCAGACGAACCUGUGAAGUCGUACCAGAUGACAACGGUCACUUAUGGAACUGCGUCAGCGCCAUACUUGGCAACCAAAUCCCUCCAACGUUUGGCCCAGGACGGUGAGAGCAGCUAUCCAGCAGCAGCAGCAGCAGUGAUCAAGAAGGAUGUUAAUGUCAAUGAUCUGAUGACAGGAACUGAUGAUCCUGAAGAAGGUGCCCAGCUGGUAUCAGCUGUCAAUACUUUGACCAACUCUGCAGGAUUCGUUCUUCGGAAAUACUGUUCGAAUAGUCCUGAAAUAUUGUCGAAAAUCUCUCCAGAGCUGCGAGACGAAAGGACAACACUCGAGCUUGAUUCGUCGACAGCGACAGUAAAGACGUUAGGAUUACUCUGGGAACCAUCAUCGGACAGCUUCAAAUUCGCAGUGCCAGUCUACGAUAUGAAGAUUUUUUGGGAGGAGUACCGCCGCAAUUUGAUUGCUUUAGAAUCGUUUUCUGUGCCCAGGUGGACGGGCUAUUUAAACAACUUGACCAGUGUAGAGCUCCACGGUUUCUGCGACGCUUCAGAAGCCGCAUAUGGAGCAUGUAUCUACCUUCGCUGUACAUCAGAUAAAGGGUCAAUCACAGUUCGGCUCGUCACAGCAAAAUCUAAGGUAGCACCCUUAGAAGAUUUGGCUCGCAAGAAGAAAAAGCAAUCGAUUCCCAGAUUAGAACUAUCAUCUGCCCUUCUAUUGGCCCACCUGUACGACAAGCUGAGGCAAAGUAUUCCAUUCACGAUCUCUGCGUAUUUCUGGACCGACUCCAUGAUUGUCAAGUACUGGCUCGCUUCACUUCCAUCCAGAUGGCAAUCAUUCGUGGGCAACAGAGUGUCGGAAAUACAACACAUCACCAAAGGCGGAAUUUGGAAUCACAUCUCAGGGACAGAGAACCCGGCAGACAUCAUCUCCAGAGGCAUGAGUCCGGCGCUGCUGCAAUACCAGUCACUGUGGCUGGAGGGCCCCAGCUGGUUGAAAUUCGAAAGAUCCGCCUGGCCAACAAUCGUUGAACACCCAUCAGAAAUCGACAACUCCAUGCUCGAAGAAAAACCAGCAGCAGCUUUGCCAGUUCAAGCUCAUCCACCAAGUUUUAUAUUCGAAUUGCAUUCCUCGUUGCCACGUCUUGUUCGAAUUGUUGCUCUGCUGCAAAGAUUCAUUCACAACUCAAAGAAGCAGAAUCGUGAUACCAAACGCAUCGGCCAAGUAUCACUGGAAGAAGUUGACGAAGUUUUGCAAGCACUAGUUAAAUUAUCCCAACGUGAGACGUUUCCCGAGGAGCUGAAAGCUAUGCGUACGAACCACGACAUUAGAACAUCAUCCCCCCUUUCUUCGUUGAAUCCUGUACUCGUGGAUGGAACAAUGCGCGUCGAUGGCCGGCUGCGCCACGCUGCUAUUUCGGAAGACAGGCGACAUCCGUUUAUUUUACACCCGAAACAUCCUCUGACCAAAACCAUCAUGCGUCACUAUCACCUGAAGAACUUUCAUGCGGGACAACAGCUGUUAGUAUCGACAGUUCGCGAGCGAUUUUGGCCAAUUCACAUCGUCAGUUUGGCUCGCAAGGUGAUAUUUGAAUGCGUGUCAUGCUUCCGGAACAAACCCAAGGUGCAGAAACAACUGAUGGCAGAUCUCCCUCCAGAACGGGUGAAUCCGGACUUUGUUUUCAACAAGGUCGGCGUUGAUUUGGGAGGUCCCUUCUACAUCAAAUAUUCAGUUCGGAAAACAGCUCCAAUUAAAUGCUUCAUAGCCAUUUACGUUUGCCUGGUGACCAAGGCGGUCCACAUGGAAAUUGUCGCUGAUCUGUCCACCCAAUCCUUUCUCGCAUCAUUCAAGCGGUUCACCGCUAUUCGGAGCACUCCCAAGUUAGUAAUGUGCGACAACGCCAAGAACUUCGUCGGCGCUGAUCGCGAGCUUCGAGAGUUGAAGCAACUCUUCGUUGACCAACAAUUCCAACGCACCAUAAUCACCGAAGCCGAGGUAGAUGGCGUUGACUUCAAAUUCAUCCCUCCCCGUUCUCCCAACUUCGGAGGCCUAUGGGAGGCGGCCGUCAAGUCAUUUAAGCGGAAUUUUCGUAGAACCAUCGGCAACAAUCCUCUUACGUACGAUGAACUUCACACCGUAGUCCAUCAAAUCUCUGCCAUCUUGAACUCUCGGCCUCUAACUCCACUUAGCAACGAUCCCAACGACUACCAAGCGCUUACUCCGGGACAUUUCCUAGUCGGCCGACCCAUGACUGCAUUCCCAGAGCCUGAUCUUCAAGACCUUCCACUAAACAGACUGUCUCUGUGGCAAGAGAAGGAAAUGUUCGUGCAGCGGAUCUGGCAAAUGUGGUCUACAGAAUAUCUGUCAAAUCUACACAACCGUACUAAGUGGACGAAGAAGCGCAACAAUAUACACGUCGGAACGAUGGUGCUGAUUAUGGAAGAAAAUAUGCCGAAACAAAGUUGGUGCCUAGGCCGUGUUAUCAGCUGCAUUCCAGGCCCAGACGGACACGUUCGAGUAGUGCUGGUGAAGACCAAGGAUACCACCCUCAAACGGGGAAUUUCGAAGAUCUGCGUCCUAUCAAUACGGGACAACUUCGACGAAUUACCAUCGCAGGAGCACUCGUCAAUUAUUUGA